GGACUUGGACUCUGACUGCAGGUACUCGGAGCAAAUGGUUUGAUCAGAAGGAGGAGUUAUGUCAUUCCUUCGAAGGAAUGAAUUAAACGUGCAUCCUCAAGUGUCUGAUUGACAGGGCUACUCCAGGGAAAGAGCAUAUAAAGGCGGGGGCUGCUGUCUGCAGCAGGGAGCCGUGUCUACUGGACCGCGUGCGGGACCUUGGACUGUCCGUAUCCUCUGGACCUGACUUGGAACACUGAAAUCAGACCUCACCCCAGCUUUUUAUAUACAGGCGGCGCGGCAGGAGGCAGGAUGCUCUGGGGGCUGGCUGUGCUGGCUCUGUGUGCGUGGGCCGGUGCUCUCGCCGGUGAGCAGGACGAGGACACUGUUUUUGACCUUUUCAGCAUCAGCAACAUAAACCGCAAGACCAUCGGUGCCAAGCAGUUCCGAGGGCCCGACCCCGGGGGGCCUGCUUACCGUUUUGUGCGGUUCGACUACAUCCCCCCGGUGAACGCAGCUGAGCUGGACCGGGUUGUCGAGGCCAUGCGGCGGAAGGACGGCUUCUUUCUCACUGCCCAGCUAAAGCAGGACCGCAGGUCCCGCGGCACGCUGCUGGCGCUGGAGGGCCCGGGUGCCUCCCAGAGGCAGUUUGAGAUUGUCUCCAAUGGCCCGGCUGACACCCUGGACCUCACCUACUGGGUGGACGGCACCCCGCAUGUGGUCUCCCUGGAGGACGUGGGUCUGGCUGACUCCCAGUGGAAGAACAUCACCGUGCAGGUGGCCAGUGAGACCUACAGCCUGUAUGUGGGCUGCGACCUCAUGGACAGCUUCUCGCUGGAUGAGCCCUUCUACGAGCAGCUGGAGGCAGACAGAAGCAGGAUGUACGUGGCUAAAGGCGCUGCGCGGGAGAGUCAUUUCAGGGGUUUGCUGCAGAACAUCCACUUGGUGUUCGAGAAUUCCAUAGAAGACGUUCUGCGAAGGAAAGGCUGCCGGCAAGGCCAGGGAGCCGAAGUCAAUGCCAUCAGCGAGCAUACGGAGACCUUGCACCUGAGCCCUCACAUCACCACGGAGCUGGUGGGUCACGGAGUGGAUCAGAGGCCGGAGGUGUGCGAGCACUCCUGCGAGGAGCUGGCCAACAUGAUCCGCGAGCUGUCCGGGCUGCACGUCCUGGUGCGCCAGCUCGAUGAUAACCUGAGGAAAGUGUCCAGUGAUAACCAGUUUCUCUGGGAGCUCAUUGGUGGCCCUCCCAAGACAAGGAACAUGUCAGCCUGCUGGCAAGAUGGCCGAUUCUUUGCAGAAAACGAAACGUGGGUGGUGGACAGUUGCACCACGUGCACCUGCAAGAAAUUCAAAACCAUUUGCCACCAAAUCUCUUGCCCACCAGUGACGUGUGCCCACCCGUCCUUCAUGGAAGGCCAGUGCUGUCCUACCUGCUCUCACGAGGUGGACAGCGAAGAAGGCUGGUCUCCAUGGUCAGAGUGGACCGAGUGCUCCGUGACGUGUGGCUCCGGAACACAGCAGAGAGGCCGGUCAUGUGAUGUCACCAGCAACACCUGCCUCGGGCCCUCCAUCCAGACUCGGGCUUGUAGCCUUGGCAAAUGUGACACACGCAUCCGGCAGAACGGUGGUUGGAGCCACUGGUCGCCCUGGUCUUCCUGCUCUGUGACCUGUGGAGUCGGCAACAUCACGCGCAUCCGCCUCUGCAACUCCCCAGUACCCCAGAUGGGGGGCAAGAACUGCAAAGGCAGUGGCCGGGAGACCAAGACCUGCGAGGGUCCCCCCUGCCCCGUUGAUGGCCGCUGGAGCCCCUGGUCCCCAUGGUCGACCUGCACAGUCACCUGUGGUGGAGGAAUCCGGGAGCGCACGCGGGUCUGCAACAACCCUGAGCCUCAGCACGGGGGCAAGGACUGCGUGGGGGAUGUGAAGGAGUACCACAUGUGCAACAGGCGGAGCUGUCCCGUAGAUGGGUGCUUGUCCAACCCCUGCUUCCCUGGGGCCGCAUGCAACAGCUUCCCAGACGGAUCCUGGUCCUGUGGCUCCUGCCCAGUGGGGUUCCUGGGAAAUGGGACUCACUGUGAAGACUUGGAUGAGUGUUCUGUGGUUGUGGACAUCUGCUUCUCUACCAACAAAGUUUCCCGCUGCGUCAACACUCAGCCCGGCUUCCACUGCCUGCCCUGCCCGCCACGCUACAAGGGCACCCAGCCCUUUGCAGUGGGCCUGGAGGCCGCCAGGACAGAAAAGCAGGUGUGUGAGCCUGAGAACCCUUGCAAGGACAAGACUCACAACUGCCACCGGAAUGCAGAGUGCAUCUACCUGGGCCACUUCAGUGACCCAAUGUACAAGUGUGAGUGCCAGACAGGCUAUGCAGGUGAUGGACUCAUCUGUGGGGAGGACUCGGACCUGGACGGCUGGCCCAACAGCAACCUGGUGUGUGCCACCAAUGCUUCCUACCACUGCAUCAAGGACAACUGCCCCCAACUCCCCAAUUCUGGACAGGAAGAUUUUGACAAGGAUGGAAUUGGUGAUGCCUGUGAUGAGGAUGACGACAAUGAUGGUGUGAGCGAUGAGAAGGACAACUGCCAGCUGCUGUUCAACCCCCGGCAGUCUGAUUAUGACAAGGACGAAGUUGGGGACCGCUGUGACAACUGCCCUUACGUGCACAACCCUGCUCAGAUUGACACGGACAGCAAUGGGGAGGGCGACGCCUGCUCUGUGGACAUCGAUGGCGAUGACGUCUUCAAUGAAAGAGACAACUGUCCCUACGUCUAUAAUACUGACCAGAGAGACACGGAUGGCGAUGGUGUGGGUGAUCACUGUGACAACUGCCCUCUGAUGCACAAUCCUGAUCAGACGGACCUGGACAACGACCUUGUGGGAGACCAGUGCGACAACAAUGAAGACAUAGAUGAUGAUGGCCACCAGAACAACCAAGACAACUGCCCCUACAUUUCCAACUCCAACCAGGCUGACCAUGACAAUGACGGCAAGGGUGAUGCCUGUGACCCCGAUGACGACAAUGAUGGGAUCCCGGAUGACAGGGACAACUGCCGGUUGGUGUUCAACCCUGCCCAGGAGGACUCGGAUGGUGAUGGGCGUGGUGAUAUUUGUAAAGAUGACUUCGAUAAUGACAAUGUCCCAGAUAUCGAUGAUGUGUGCCCUGAAAACAAUGCCAUCAGUGAGACUGACUUCAGGAACUUCCAAAUGGUACCCUUGGACCCCAAGGGGACCACUCAAAUCGACCCUAACUGGGUUAUCCGUCACCAAGGCAAGGAGCUGGUUCAGACAGCAAACUCGGAUCCUGGCAUCGCUGUAGGUUUUGACGAGUUUGGGUCUGUGGACUUCAGUGGCACAUUCUACGUGAACACGGACAGGGAUGAUGACUACGCAGGCUUUGUCUUUGGCUACCAGUCCAGCAGCCGAUUCUAUGUGGUGAUGUGGAAGCAGGUGACCCAGACUUACUGGGAGGACCAGCCCAGCAGGGCUUACGGCUACUCAGGCGUGUCGCUCAAGGUGGUCAACUCCACGACGGGCACCGGCGAGCACCUGCGGAAUGCGCUGUGGCACACGGGGAACACGGAGGGACAGGUGAGGACAUUAUGGCAUGACCCCAAAAACAUUGGCUGGAAGGACUACACUGCCUACAGGUGGCACCUGACCCACAGGCCCAAGACAGGGUACAUGAGAGUCUUAGUGCAUGAGGGAAAACAGGUCAUGGCCGACUCAGGACCAAUCUACGACCAAACCUACGCGGGCGGGCGGCUGGGUCUGUUCGUCUUCUCUCAAGAAAUGGUCUACUUCUCGGAUCUCAAGUACGAGUGCAGAGAUAUCUGAAUAAGCCAUGCUGGAUUUCCAGAAAUGUGCUACAAAUGCUGUUACUUAGACAUCUCAGUGCACCCUGGUCCUUGUAGAUUUUCUCCUUUUGUGGCACUCAGUGCUCCUUGACCUUGCCUAUGAGUGGCUCUUCAGCUCCUUCAUCAGCCCCAAGUCCAAGCUCCUUUCAGAUGACACCACGAAUGGAACCCAAAGAUGCACAUCCAACCUUCUACCGGCAAAGUUUGAUGAUAGAGAUUUUGUGUGGAAUGAAAAUUGGGCAUGACGUUGCAUUCCUUUUGCUUGUUUGUUUAAAAAGAAUGACGUUUACAUAUGAAAUGUAAUUACUUAUUGUAUUUAUAUGUAUAUGAAGUUGAAGGGAAUAUUGUGCAUAAGCCAUUAUUAUAAAUUAAGCAUGAAAAAUAUUGCUCAACUACCUUCAGUGCUCAAUGUUUUCACUAGUUUUGGAUGAGUGCUGUUUUACAAUAACACACAAGCCCUUCGGGUCAACCGUAUGGAAGGGUCAAGUAGCGCUUGAAGCAAUGCCACAGCAAGGACGAGGUGAGGAAAUAAUUGUCAUGUGAAUCUGUGGCCCAAUAUGGAAUGAUGUGAGAUAUAAAUUGACUAAUUGAAACAGAGGAAAUAGAAAAUUAAAAGAAUGCCCUUCCCCUUUCUCCCCUUGUCCUGCAAAGGAAGCCUCAUGUUUGACAGAGAUGGAGUUCUAUCAAAGAGAGAACACCCCUGCAAAGUGGAGCUCUUGUGGCCCUGCUGCGGGCUCAGCACAGCCUCGGAGUGAGAGGCAAGCUGAGCCACGAGGCUUUGGUUCGGCUGGCUGCUCGUCCUCAGUGGGCUGCGAGCUCUCCUGGCCAGUAGUCCUCUAGUUUUGCAACCUGACCGCGGUGAUGCUUGCUUUGAGCUUCUUUCCUGAUCUCAGUUCCUGGAGAACAGCUAACCAGAUAAACAAGACAGCAACGCACUCUGGCAUCUUGUUCCUGUCCUAGGCUUUGGAAGCUAUGGAAAAUUUGCUUUUACUAACACAUUUCACUGAGGUUCCAGUUAUAAGUGUUUGUUAAUAUUUAUUAAAAGAAUAGGGAAUGCAGCUCCACUCACAAAUAACUUAUUUUAAACAUGCUAAGUAACACAUAUGUAGUAUAAUUUCUAGAAAUAAACAUAUAACAAGGAUAUAAUAAUAUGAGGAUAUGGCUACAGCGACAUAUCUGCCUGUUGAAGCACAAGGCUUUAUAAUAUGUUGUCCUAAUAAAGCCUGCUGUAAGAUGUAAUAGGCCAAAUAAAUAAUGAUGAAGAAUUCGUAAUGGAACCUUAAUAUAUUCUGUUGCCAGUGAUUUUAGCGUAGUUUUUUUUUUUUUCUGUUUUCUGUCUGCUGUAUAUAGUUUUUAAAAUUUGAAUGCCAAAGAAUAAUCAGCAUUUAGUCCUACCAGCACACCCAGUAAUCAAUCAGACAGUAACAGACACAAGAUUGAUUUAAUCCUGGCUUUGAGUUACAUAAUCUGCAGGAGAUUUUAUUUCCUCCUACUCCUUAUGGGUGGUUAGUGAAAGCUUGUCUUGUCUGUCUGACAUGGGACAAAUUUCUCUUCUCUCUGCUAAUUGUGAUAGCAUUUCUAUGUCCAAUAGGAGGAAUCCAUAACUAUUGUUUUAAUUUACAUAACAUUUCAUCAUGAUAAAAUUAUUUUUGUUGCUUCUUUUGAGGUUGGUACUCUUGUUUUGCUGCACUUUUCAUCUUUGUGGAACUGUAUUCCCCAAACCAGCAAAGGCUUGGGAAACUUCAUUAAAUGUGACGAUCGUGAA
Messenger RNA from Chinchilla lanigera (long-tailed chinchilla), 5595 nucleotides. It is a transcript of the gene Thbs2, whose product is annotated as thrombospondin 2. The record is from RefSeq and is a predicted model, not a curated record. Gene Ontology annotation, biological process: negative regulation of angiogenesis; cell adhesion. The transcript is spliced from 22 exons. Gene Ontology annotation, molecular function: protein binding; calcium ion binding. The coding region runs from base 292 to 3810 and encodes 1172 amino acids. Gene Ontology annotation, cellular component: extracellular region. NCBI's taxonomy places the organism in Eukaryota, Metazoa, Chordata, Mammalia, Rodentia, Chinchillidae.